This is a messenger RNA of Trichosurus vulpecula (common brushtail), 1991 nucleotides long. RefSeq names its product doublecortin like kinase 3 (gene DCLK3). Gene Ontology annotation, molecular function: ATP binding; protein kinase activity. The record is from RefSeq and is a predicted model, not a curated record. NCBI's taxonomy places the organism in Eukaryota, Metazoa, Chordata, Mammalia, Diprotodontia, Phalangeridae. The transcript has 4 exons. Gene Ontology annotation, biological process: protein phosphorylation. The coding region runs from base 16 to 1956 and encodes 646 amino acids.
GAUUCCUUUAUCGCCAUGGGAAGAGAGCCCUUGACGCUGAAGAGCAUUCAGAUAGCCAUGGAAGAACUAUCCACUGCCAAGCCCCGGGCCCUGACACUGACUCAACACAGCUGGGUGCCGUCGCCACGGCUGAAAAGCAGGCUUUACAACAAGGCCUUGAAGGCUGAGCAACACCUUGGGGAAGUGGAGGCUGCCAAGAGCCGGAGCCAGGCCUCCUUCCCCAAGGUGGGCACCAAGCCCGAGGGGAAAGCUCAGAUUCAGCUGGGCCCUGAGGAGAGGCUGCGGACCCAAAAGAAGCGGAUCCCUGAGAAGCAUGGAAAGCCAGACAGGAAGGCUGGACAGGAGGAGGUCCAUUCCAAUGGAGAGAAGCACCGGGACAGCCAGGUGGAGAAGAGCUCUGGGGAGAUCAUCAGGUGUGAGAAGUGUAAACAAGAGAGGGCCCUUCGUAGCACUCAGCAGCAGCAGAGGCUUGCAGAACUCUCUCUGGGCAGCAGUGAGCUGGACUUGGGGAAGGGCCACAGGUAUAAUCCAGAAAGGAUGGUGAGGAUGAAGAGCUGCCGGGGACCACUGAGGGGGAAUUCUCCAGCUGGAGAGGAAGUCUGGUGGAAAGGGGAGAGCUGGAGGAACAGCCCCAGGACACCCAGCCUGGAGCUGGAAAGACCUAACAAAAUGAUGGAGAAGAAAGAGAGAAGGGACUUGGAAGUCCACGAGCAUCCUGGGCCAGCUCUGGCAGCAGCAGCUGCCAGAGGCAAGAGGGAAGGCAUGGAAGCUCAGGCCAACCCAGAGGGUGCAAAGAGCAACCCGAGGAGCACCUCCAGACCUAGGCAGAACGGCUGGCUGCUUCGUGAACGCCAGGCCUCAGUGGAGAGGGCUCCGAGAAGCCCUGACCUGGAGAAGGAGGAUAGGGAUCAGAAGGGCUGUCUCCAGGGAGGCAGGUGGAUGCCUCAUGGGGAGGGGCCUCUGAGCAAGGCAGACAAGGAGGCGAAGAUGACUGCGGAGGAGCCCAAGCUAGGCCGAGCAGCGGGUAAGAAGCCGAGACUGGCCAACAUUAACAAGUCAGAUGUGGAAGCUCAUUACGAGGUUGGCAAGGUCAUCGGGGAUGGGAAUUUCGCAGUGGUCAAGGAGUGCAGGCACCUGCACAGCCAGCGGGAUUAUGCCAUGAAGAUCAUCGAUAAAUCCAAGCUGAAGGGCAAGGAGGACAUCGUGGACAGCGAGAUCCUCAUCAUCCGCAACCUCUCUCACCCCAACAUCGUGAAGCUGCAUGAGGUGUAUGAGACCGCCACCGAAAUCUACCUGAUCCUGGAGUACGUCCGCGGCGGGGACUUGUUUGACGCCAUUGUUGAAAACGUGAAAUUCACUGAGCACGAUGCUGCUUGUAUGAUCACAGAUCUGUGCAAGGCAUUGGUGCACAUGCAUGAGCAGAAGAUUGUCCACCGAGACCUCAAGCCGGAAAACCUCCUGGUCCAGAGAAAUGCAGACAAAUCCAGCACCCUGAAGCUGGCUGACUUUGGCCUCGCCAAGCAUGUGGUCAAGCCCUUAUUUACCGUGUGUGGGACGCCCACCUACGUGGCCCCGGAAAUUCUCUUGGAGAAAGGGUACGGGCUGGAGGUGGACAUGUGGGCAGCUGGCGUGAUUCUCUACAUCCUGCUGUGUGGCUUCCCUCCCUUCCGUAGCCAAGAGAGGGACCAGGAGGAGCUGUUUGCCAUCAUUCAGCAGGGCCACUUUGACUUCCUCAGCCCAUACUGGGACAACAUCUCAGAGGCUGCCAAGGACCUUGUGAGCCAGCUGCUGGUGGUGGACCCCAAGAAGCGCUACACGGCCCACCAAGUUCUUGAGCAUCCAUGGAUCAAGGCUACUGGGAAGGCGAGCCCUGUUAGCUUGCAGACAGAAGUAACAGCUGCCAGUGAGCUCCCCUCCCGGAUCCAGGGCAAGAAUGCCCUGCAAGGAGACACAUAAGGGAGAGCAGCUUGCUCUGUGUUUGUGAGCAGCCU